AGUCCCAUGCUGCCUAUCGGCAGACGCGCAGACGCGGUGAAGCCGAGCCGAUUAGUCCGGGAGGCUGAGGGGCCGUGACUGGGUCGAGCUGUGUCUGGAGGGUCGCCUAGCGGGUUUGCGGCAAGGCGGAAGAAGGAAGUCGGCACCAUGUCUAGGCAAGCGAACCGUGGCACCGAGAGCAAGAAAAUGAGCUCUGAACUCUUCACCCUGACCUAUGGAGCUCUUGUCACCCAGCUAUGCAAAGACUAUGAAAAUGAUGAAGAUGUGAAUAAACAGCUGGACAAAAUGGGCUAUAACAUAGGAGUCCGACUGAUUGAAGAUUUCUUGGCACGGUCAAAUGUUGGGAGAUGCCAUGACUUUCGGGAAACUGCAGAUGUCAUCGCCAAGGUGGCAUUCAAGAUGUACUUGGGCAUCACUCCAAGCAUCACUAACUGGAGCCCGGCUGGUGACGAAUUCUCCCUCAUUUUGGAAAAUAACCCCUUGGUGGACUUUGUGGAACUUCCUGAUAACCACUCAUCCCUUAUUUAUUCCAAUCUCUUGUGUGGGGUAUUGCGGGGAGCCUUGGAGAUGGUCCAGAUGGCAGUGGAGGCCAAGUUUGUCCAGGACACCUUGAAAGGAGACGGUGUAACAGAAAUCCGGAUGAGGUUCAUCAGGAGGAUCGAAGACAAUCUCCCAGCUGGAGAGGAAUGACCAUCCCAGGACUUGAGAGUAGCCAGCAAGAGCACUUGUUGGAGUUGGAAAGGCUCAGUGCCCUCUGCCUCUCGAACUCAGUGACUCUAACAUGGAUGUAUAUAUUCUAACCUUGUUUCCAUUUUCCAUGCUAAUAAAGAGCAGACUGAUACAGUCUAUUUUCCCUACAAGUAUGCACAUUCAGAAGGGGAAUUCUUUGAUCCCUUUCCCUUAAAAUGGGCUGGAUGUGAUCAUCCUUGGUUGGACUAGGAAGAACUCAAAGCAUUUUACAUUCCUGUGUGAAUUUUCCAAAGCAUAACUACUUUGACCCCAUUAAGCGACAAGCCCGUGGGCUGGGGGUUUUUCUCAGUGGCACCACACCUGCCUUGCAAGUGUAAGAUCCUGAGUUUGAUCCCUGGUACCAAAAGAAAGACA
This is a messenger RNA of Fukomys damarensis (Damara mole-rat), 1104 nucleotides long. It is a transcript of the gene Trappc3, whose product is annotated as trafficking protein particle complex 3. The coding region runs from base 148 to 690 and encodes 180 amino acids. The transcript has 5 exons. The record is from RefSeq and is a predicted model, not a curated record. Gene Ontology annotation, cellular component: TRAPP complex; cis-Golgi network membrane; cytosol. Gene Ontology annotation, biological process: intra-Golgi vesicle-mediated transport; endoplasmic reticulum to Golgi vesicle-mediated transport. NCBI's taxonomy places the organism in Eukaryota, Metazoa, Chordata, Mammalia, Rodentia, Bathyergidae.